Molecule: messenger RNA, 5046 nt
Organism: Coregonus clupeaformis (lake whitefish)
Lineage: Eukaryota; Metazoa; Chordata; Actinopteri; Salmoniformes; Salmonidae
Product: protein sel-1 homolog 3
Exons: 24
Coding region: 166-3612 (1148 amino acids)
Molecular function (GO): protein binding
Source: RefSeq, a predicted model, not a curated record
UUGACGAGGCAACGCAACAGAAAGCUGUAUUUGGAUUAAUAACAUGGAAAUUAUCACAUUAAUUAAAUUGUAACCACGAAUUGAACAUUGAAUAACAUUCGAUUCAGUCCUAAAAAAAAUUCGGGAAGACAGAAUUCAAGGAUUGUAUGAAAUGCACACUUGAAAAUGAACGUUUUUGAAAGUUUUAACCUUUGUGGAUAUGCUAUCACCGUUGUAAUUGUUUUGUCGCUGGCACUAUGUGAGUCUUCAUCCCAAACCAUGCCUACCUCCUCAUCCCCAGCUGGAGAGAGCUCAGUGCUGCAUGAUGAUUCCAUACAGUUUGACUUGGUCCCAGACAUAGUGAUGGAUGGCUCAGUGGUCCGAGUUAGUUACCAGUGCUCCAGGGCCUGUGAGGUGGGAGUGGAGGUGGUGGUCUCCACACAGACCAAGACAGGAGCGGCGGUCUUCAGGAGGAGAUGGACCAACCACAGACGCCUCCAUGUCCCCAGGACACAUCCGGUGAAGCUCAGGUUCCCUCCAGACAUGGCCUACAGAGAGGACCUCUUCAUGAUGCGCACAUUGGACGUCCAUAAUGUGAUGGUUCGAGCCUGGUUGGACCACCUUGAGCAAGGCAAUGGAGACAAAGGGCAUGUGAAUAGGACCAGCACAUACAAUGGGUCCCUGGUGAGGACGUUCAAAGUGCUUCAGGCAGUACUUCCCUCUGAGCGUCCAGCUAGACCUUACCCUGGGUGCCCCUCCUGGAUGGCUGAUCUUAGGUGGCAGCUGACCAGAGAUAGAAUCCGCCAGUGCCCACAUGAGUCAGACACUGUGGAUAUGUUGACAUUUCCAAUUGUUAGCACUGGAGAGAGUUUUGGAGUGAUCCGCAAGAUCCACCCUUUCAUCAACAGAGAUCUUGAGAGAGCUCGUGUCCUCACUGUGGAGCAGCCCAGUAUCACAGUGUCUAUAUGGGUCUAUCUGGUGCAGUGGUGUGACAUGAAACUGUGUGGAAUCAUCCAUCAUGUUGAUCAGAACAGCAAAUACGACACUCCUCUGAUACAGCUCACUAACACAGGAGAUAUCAUCAUUCAGGUUCGUGUGGUGUCUGGGGGAGAUCAGGCGUUCAGAGCCCACACAGCUCUGCCUCUCUGGACCUGGAUCAGACUAGACUGCUUCAUACAAGGCUCUAAGGUGACACUGCAAGUUAAACCUGAAGUGACAUCGGGAGGAAUGGUGGAGCACACACACACAUUUGACUUUCAGAGUGACAUCCAUUACAAUGACACUGGUGGAUACUUUGUGAUUGGAGGGGGCAGGUUCAUGCCAGGUUUCCAUGGCUAUUUUGGACCAAUCAAAUACUAUCGUUUGGGCACAGAAAAGGUGAUCAACUCCCUUUCCCCUGCCAAGACAUUAGAGGGCCUGGAUAAGACACACAGAGAGUGUGAUGAGAUCAGAGAAGUCACUGCAGCCUUUCUUCAGGCUGUGACACACAACCAGGAAGUCUUUAUGACAGGUUUGUGUCACUCUCACUACAUCAGUUUAUGGAGAAGGUUUGGACAGAAUACAUGUAGACAGACAUGGACCUGGGAAGCACAGAAGAAGCAUCGUGCACUUUUCACCUUCUUAGAGACCCAGCAAGAGGACUUCACCACAGGAACUAAGAACAGGAGAACACCCCUUCACCUUGGAAGCAGAUUGUUUGAGCAUGUAGUGAAUAGACUGUCCAAUAGAGGGAGCACCCAGAUGGACCCCACCACCACCUUCUCCCUGAUAGCCCUGCUGCAGACGUCCUCCUGCUAUGGCUACCACCACGCCUCCCUGUUGCUCUCCACCAUCCACCUGGCUGGCCUGGGUGGCCCUGUGGACCAACAGCAGGGUCAUAUCUACAGUCUGAUUGGUGCACUGGGAGACAACCGUUUAGCCCUCAUGCAUUUGGGCUACAAACACACACAAGGAAUUGACGGGUUCCCCAAAGACUUUGACAUGGCGUACAGUUACUACUCCAAUGUUGGGGCACAGACCAGUAUUGACCAAGGGAGGGUACUGGAGAAUCAGCAAUCUAUAACUGAGCACAUUCUUAUAAGCAACGAGGACCACCUGAACAGCCUAACUCAUGAGACAGGUGACGCCUUUCAGUUUAUCAAACUUAAAGCUGACAGAGGAGACGUUGAAUCACAGAAACUUCUAGCAAAGCUUCUAUUCUGGGGUCAAAAUGGUGUCUCUAAGAACGUUGGGAGUGCAGUUAAGUGGUACGCUAAGAGUGCCAUGGAGCUGGAGGAUCCUGCAGCUAUGUAUGAGUACUCUAUUUUAUUAUUUAAGGGACAGGGGGUGAAGAGGAACAUGACUCUGGGUCUUCAGAUAAUGGAGAAAGCUGCAGCCAAGGGUUCAGUCCAAGCCUUGAAUGGGCUGGGAUGGUAUUACAGCACCAUACUGAAAGACUACAAGACUGCCUUCAAGUACUUUGAACAGGCUGCCCACAACGGUAGUCAUGAUGGCAUGUUUAACCUGGGAGUGUAUCACUUAAAUGGGAAGAACCCACACAACCCAGAAAAGAAUGAGACUGCUGCGUUCCAUCUCUUCCUAAACUCCUCCCUCUAUGGUCACGUGGACGGGGCGGUGGAGGCGGCCUGGUACCUGUCCAUAGGAAACCUGGAGGGGGUCUCCCGGGACACAGAGAGGGCUGUGAUCAUGCUGAAACAGAUCUGUGAGCAGAAUGGUUACCUGGGAUACAUCGUAAGAGAGGCUCUCCAAGCCUACCUCCAGGGCUCCUGGGGCGAGGCUCUGGUGAGGUAUGCCCUGGCUGCUGAAACAGGUUUGGGAGUCGCCCAGAAUAAUGUUGCCUACCUAUGUGAGGAGUUGAAGCAGAGCUAUGAUUGUCAAUGGAGGUAUUACAACCAUUCCACAAUGAACUAUGCUCCACAUGACUCUGGUUUGGUGAAGAUGGGAGACUACUACUACUCAAGCAGCAGGGAAGGAGCUGUUGAUCAGGCUAUAUCACUGUACAGCAGAGCAGCCCUGGCAGGCAGUUCUCAGGGAAUAUAUAAGUUGGUGGUUUUGGCAGAAGAGGGACAUGAUGUCCCAUUGAUCAUCAGAGACAGAUUAAACAUAUCAGUUCAUGAUGGGCUGGACAUUGUGGUGGAGAGACUCUUACAAAGAUGUGUAGAGUUGGAUGAAGAUGAGGAUCUGACACCAUGUACUUUAGCUCUACUCAGAGUCCACAUUGGAAAAGCCUGGAGAAAAGUUACUGAAGACCCCAUACAGCUGUCACUGGUUUAUACAUCUGUUGUUACUCUCAUCAUUGCUCUGAUUACUGUGCUAAUCCAAAGUGCUCUGGAGUGUCUCGAAGUGGACAUCCCACCUAGACAACGUAGGCAUACCACUGACCGUGCAGUAGAAGACAGGACAGGGACAUCCCCUGUCAAUCAAGCAGAAGUCAAUGGGAAUGGACAGCAGGAUCAGAAUGACCCCAUCAUGAGAGAAGACAGAAUGUCCAGAACUGUUAGAAUGGCCCAGGGUCUAUGGUCCAUUCUACUGAGGGAUGGACAGAGAGUGCAGCGUAUAGCUGACCUGGCUGUUACUGUGUCUGGGGUGUGUCUCUGUGUCCUCUGCACAUUGAUCCUCCAUCAUCUGCUCUGAUAGUUGUUUUAAAGAUUUUUAUUUGCAUAGGAAUGAGUAUAAAUGAUUUCAUAUCCCACCCUCAUUGUCAAUCUGAUAGAAUGAUUGACAAAAAGCGCAGUUGACAGAAAUUGCUGGAGUACUUAUUGUGAAAAAUCUAAAAAAUACUCUUGAUGAAGGGGCCCAACCGGAAGCCCGUAUUGUUAGCAUGAUAAAAAAGUAAUAAUUUGCAAGUUUAGUGUGGGAGUUGAAACUAUGGUUGCAUACCUCCAACUCACAUGCAAACAACCUGUAUGCUAUGGGCAUAUGCUAUUGGCAUACCUUGAAAAUGCCUUGCAUUCAAAUGUUUCCAACUGGCUUGAAUGUUGUCAGAUUUGUUAUGCUCUGUGGAGUAUUUCUAGACAGGGAAUUGGAGCUUAGGUUAUCUCAGAGAAAUGUGCUACACUUGUGUUAAAAAAAAUAUGCUUGAAAAGCAAUUAUGAUGUUAAGAUAAUUUUUAUUAAUUUUAUUGGUUUGAAUGUUCCGUUCUGCAACAAUUCAGUAGAGCUCUUAUAUCAGUGCAAAUGCUGUAAUCAAUAGUUAAUCAAUUGGCUUGGUGGAUACAACCUCAGGACCAGAAGUGAAAGCCUUAGUGGGUUGGUCAGAGAGUGAGAGCUCUGUUCUAAUACUAAUACAUCAGCUAUUAAAGCCAGCGUUUUCCUGGUCCUAUCAGUGACUUUCUGAUGAUAAGUGUCCCUAGCAGCAUGGCACUGGACAGGGAACAACAGCACGUGGGGCUCUUAAACGUCUUGUCUGUUUACGUCCGCUACGUUAGGUUAGUCCAAGGCCGAUCAGAUGGACUGGCUUCUGCUGGUUAACUUAUUACAGUUUUUGUCUGAGCAGCUGUCCAGAUUCUGCUUGAUUUAUUAGUAAGGGUUAUGAAUCAUACAUAACUAUGAUGGGUUACCCAGAGUAAAUAUGGUGGGUCUGCAAGAGUAUGAGUGUGUGCAGCAUUCCUAGACCCAGGGCCAGGGUUUAAGUCAGAUUUUUCAUGUAAUUAACUGUCAGUUCUCCGUAUGUGGGUCAGUGAGUGAGAUAUGAUUGUAUUCUGUGAAACACACUAAGCCCCAUCAUCAUGUUGAUACAGUACUUCAGAUAAGAACUUCGUAUUAUGGGGAUGGUAGAACUGGUACUAUGGAUCUGUGUUAUGUAUUUCAUAAUAGGUUGGGGAACUUCUAUGAGCUAAACAGCAGAAUCCUUUCUAGUAUUUGCUUGAUCAGCUGUUAUUUACAGCAUAAACUGCAACUGUUGGAGGGCUCUCUUUCUCUUUCUCUCUUUAAUAUGCAGAUCAUUAUUUAAUCAUUACAUGACGAUUGAUAUUACCUUGAAUCUUGGCAACAACAAACACAGAUGAACAAGAUUAAUUGCCAACAAACACUGUGACAAAAUGUAAUAAAUGUGACAGUUUAACUGCUA